UAAAGUUGUUGUUGAGGCGGCGGGGCGCUAAGAUGGCGGCGGCGGCGGCAGCCGUGGCGGGGGCGGGGCGCGGCGGCGCGGAGCCCCGGCAGGAGCGGAGCCAGGCGCGGGGCUGGGUCGGUGCCGAACGCAGCGAAGGCCGAAGCAGGAUGGAGUCAGGUGAGGAGCUGGAGGAGGAGGACUCUCCAGGUGGCCGUGAGGAUGGCUUCACUGCUGAGCAUCUGGCUGCAGAGGCCAUGGCAGCUGACAUGGACCCCUGGUUGGUGUUUGACGCCCGCACCACACCUGCCUCUGAGCUAGAUGCCUGGUUGGCCAAGUACCCGCCAUCCCAAGUUACUCGCUACGGGGACCCUAGCUCACCCAACUCUGAGCCCGUGGGCUGGAUUGCAGCGUAUGGGCAGGGCUACAUCCCCAACUCGGGUGAUGUGCAGGGCCUGCAGGCAGCCUGGGAAGCCCUGCAGACCAGCGGGCGGCCCGUCACGCCAGGUACCCUGCGCCAGCUGGCCAUCACCCACCACGUGCUCUCGGGAAAGUGGCUGAUGCACCUGGCACCUGGCUUCAAGCUGGACCAUGCCUGGGCUGGCAUUGCUCGGGCUGUGGUCGAGGGCCGGCUUCAGGUGGCCAAGGUGAGCCCACGGGCCAGGGAGGGUGGGCGCCAGGUCAUCUGUGUUUAUACAGACGACUUCACGGACCGCUUGGGUGUGCUGGAGGCAGAUGCAGCCAUCCGUGCAGCAGGCAUUAAGUGCCUGCUCACCUACAAGCCUGAUGUCUACACCUACCUGGGCAUCUACCGGGCCAACCGCUGGCAUCUCUGCCCCACUCUCUAUGAGAGCCGUUUCCAGCUGGGGGGCAAUGCUCGUGGCUCCCGUGUGCUGGACCGUGCCAACAAUGUGGAACUGACCUAGUGGGGCCAAGUUGGGGAGACCACCCUCUGUACCCCCUGCUAGGGAUGGAUCCUCCCGUCUUUCUCCUCCUCCUCGUCCCAAGGAGGCCAUGUCCCACAGCUCUAAGACUAGGUCACUCGGGAACUGCUUGCAUCUUCGAUCCCCUUGAACUUUUGCCCUCUGUUCAGGGCUGAGUCAAGUCCCCACCUGCUGGAGGUUCUGGCUCUCUUAGGACCGGACCCUCAGCCUCUCUCUUCGAUGCUGCUCUGCUCUGCCAUCCAGGACCAUAGGCUGGGUACAGACACCCAGGAGAGAGCCUGCCUUGGCCACCCUUAUCCCUGGCUGUACCUCCCCCUCCUCCUGCAUUCUCCUCUUCCUCACAAAAGAGAAAACUUAGUGCUUCCAGUCCCUCUCCUUGGAGCCUUCACAGCCCGGGGGGCAGAGGCCCUGCAGGCCUGAGCAUGCCUUUUUUUUGGGGGGAGGGUAGGGGGGGCCACUCAGCCCCUGGCAGAAAGAGGGGAUGCCAGGGCCAUGAACAUGGUGUCUGCUCCUCCCUGCCACCUCACAGCCUGCACUACCUUCCCUUCACUAUCUUGCCAUGUGCCUGCUCCUGGCAUUUCAAUAAAACCCAGCUUGGGUCUGUG
This is a messenger RNA of Rhinolophus ferrumequinum (greater horseshoe bat), 1528 nucleotides long. It is a transcript of the gene C11H11orf68, whose product is annotated as chromosome 11 C11orf68 homolog. NCBI's taxonomy places the organism in Eukaryota, Metazoa, Chordata, Mammalia, Chiroptera, Rhinolophidae. Bases 33 to 905 code for a protein of 290 amino acids. The record is from RefSeq and is a predicted model, not a curated record. The transcript is spliced from 2 exons.